GUUGCUGUGUGGGGGGUUGGUUGUGUGUGUUCCUGGUCAUUUUUUUUCACUUCGAAAGUUUCUUGGACGAGUUGAGCAAGAUGGCUGAAGACAGCGGUUACGAAUCAAUACUUUGUGUAAAACCAGAGGUUCAUGUUUACAAAAUUCCACCUCGAGCAACGAAUCGUGGAUACCGUGCGGCGGACUGGAAGCUGGACGAGCCUGCGUGGAGUGGCAGGAUGAAGAUCACAGCGAUGGGCAAGAAAGCCUUCAUCAAGAUGGAGGACAAGAUCUCAGGAGAGCUGUUUGCCCAGGCCCCAGUAGACCAGUACCCAGGCAUCGCUGUGGAGGCCGUCACCGACUCCAGCAGAUACUUUGUCGUCCGGAUAGAGGAUGGAAAUGCAGGGCGCCAUGCGUUUAUAGGUCUGGGGUUCGCUGACCGUGGAGACUCCUUUGACUUCAACGUAGCACUACAGGACCACUUCAAGUGGGUAAAACAGGAGUCAGAGCUCGCCAAGCAAGAGGCCAACCAGAGUACAGUGCCGAAACUAGACCUGGGCUUCAAGGAGGGACAGACCAUCAAAAUCAGCAUCGGGAAUAUAAAGAAGAAGGAUGGAGCUGGGGCUAAGGGGCGCGCCAUGGGGGCCGGGGGGCUACUCCCUCCCCCGCCGGGAGUCAAAGCUGGAGGCCUUGUCCCUCCCCCAGGAGCACCGCAACCUGCAGCCCCAGCACAGCCCAGCGCGGCCACCCUGUUGGACUUUGGUGGAUUUGAUGCCCCUGCGGACCCUGCCCCUGCCCCGGCUGCAGCCCAGCCUGCUCAGGACCUCUGGGGGGACUUCACCGCCGCUGGCUCUGGUGGUGCCUCUCAAUCGUCCACAAAGUCAGGAUGGGUGCAGUUUUAACAGCUGGACUGAAAAAUGUUCUUGUUUUUUGUGUGUUUUUGUCGUUUUCAAAGAGAAUUAGUUUUUAAUUGUUUUUACAUUCCCCAUUAGAGUGGAUUACUGGGGGUUGGAAGGGACAGAGAAAUGGCACACAAUCACACUAAACUCAGAUGAUGAACCGUAGGUGUGUAUGUGCGUGCGUACGUACAGAUGUGUUUUUCACAUGAUACAAACUGCAACAGUAGGCCUUUUGUACGAGACGUCCUAUUUUUGUACUGACGUUUUCCUAUGCAACCAAUCAGUAGGCAAAAAUCUACUUGACACUUUUCGUAGCAUGAUUCAGCAUCCAGUGCUGCAUUCUUCUUUUUUUUAUUGUUAGUAUCGCAUUUUCAUAAUGUGCACAGCUGGAAUUGCUGUAACAUUUCUUCGACCAGUUCCUCUAUUUUUCUUUUCUUUUUUUUCUCUCUCCUUUUUUUCAAUUUCCAUAGUUCAUUCUUGCCGUCCAAUCAGGUUAAACAUUUGAUGCAUUCCAUGUGAUGGUAGUGCCUUUCCCCCCCCAAGACCCUUUCUUUGCUCUUAAAUCUUUCUUUUUUGUUCUCACUUUUUUUGGUCAGUUUUUAUUGCGCUUAUGUUUCAAUCCCUUCUCUAUUACCAUGGCUGAGGUUGAAUGCCAACAUACAAAUCUAAGAGAAUUUGAGACCAUUUCAAAAUGCUGAGUGGUCUUAUCAAUUUCGUCCAGAAUUACAAGUAUGUUUGAGGCAUCGACUGUAGUAUCUUGGCAUGUUUUUUUAUUUUUAUUCUUGAACCUCGCAGGUGAAACUGUGUAGGGAUGGGUAAUGGGUACAAGUGAAGGACUGGUGGUGUGUGUUUGGGCGGGUAUGGGUAAGUGUGUGGGGGUAUGGGUAAGUUUGAAGGAUUGUGUGUGUAUGUGUGUUUGUGUGUGUGUGGGCCAGCAGUGUCCAUUGAGCAGAUGGUAGUUUUAAUAAGAUUAUAGACUCCCUCUGAACUGGACAAGGCAGCCUCCGCCCUUGCACCCACUGAGCCAUCGGCUACAAUUUUGUGUGUGUGUGUGUGGUUGUGUGUGAGUUAACUAGGCACUGGUUGCAAAGUGCCAUUGAUUUGUGUAGAAAACACAAUAAUGUGUGUGUGUGUGUGUGUGUGUGUGUGUGUGUGUGUGUGUGUGUGUGUGUGUGUGUGUGUGUGUGUGUGUGUGUGUGUGUGUGUGUGUGUGUGUUUGUGUGAUGUACUUGUUUGGGUGAUUUUUCUUCUCUUCCUUUCUCUGCGUAAUCUCUGUUAUUCCCUGUUCUGCUUGCCUAAUUAUGUGCCUUCAAUCCUGAAGAGAGGGUGUGCUCAAUAAGCCGAAAGCUUUACAUGUAUUUUAAACACUUGUUGGAAGUGCCUUCGAAAAAAAAUAAGUCCUGUACAAAUGUAAAGUUACAGUAUAUUGUAAAUAAAUAAAACAUUUCCCUCUUGCCCCUCA
Molecule: messenger RNA, 2340 nt
Organism: Engraulis encrasicolus (European anchovy)
Lineage: Eukaryota; Metazoa; Chordata; Actinopteri; Clupeiformes; Engraulidae
Gene: necap2
Product: NECAP endocytosis associated 2
Exons: 8
Coding region: 81-881 (266 amino acids)
Biological process (GO): endocytosis
Cellular component (GO): clathrin vesicle coat; membrane
Source: RefSeq, a predicted model, not a curated record